CCUCCUCAGUCUCCUCUGUCCUCUCCCAGACGAGAGGACCAGUGGAGGCACCUCUCGGAGUCUUAGACUUCAGAGUCUGAGACUUAGCGAGAGGAGCCCCAGAGGAGACAGCCCUUCUCUCUCCUUACCAUCCCUCUUUUUUACUUACAGACGCAAGCUGAGGCGCGGAGCUUUAGAAAGUUCUCAGUGGUCCCGAAGCAGUUCUUGCGCAGUGGGGCCACUCUCUGCAGAGCCAGAGGGUGAGUCGGCUUCCCGGUGAGCGCCUAGGAGAAUGGAUCGCAGGUCCCGGGCUCAGCAGUGGCGCCGAGCUCGCCAUAAUUACAACGACCUGUGCCCGCCCAUAGGCCGCCGGGCUGCCACCGCGCUCCUCUGGCUCUCCUGCUCCAUUGCUCUGCUCCGCGCCCUAGCCACUUCCAACGCCCGUGCCCAGCAGCGUGCUGCCCAGCGUCGGAGCUUCCUUAACGCCCACCACCGCUCCGCCGCUGCCGCCGCCGCCGCUGCGCAGGUACUCCCCGAGUCCCCUGAAUCUGAGUCUGAUCACGAGCACGAGGAGCCAGAGCCUCAGCUGGCCCGCCAGCCUGAGUGUCCCGGGUUGGAAGACAUUGACUACGAGACCGAGUCGGAGACCGAGUCCGAGACGACCGAGUCCGAGACGACCGAGUCCGAGACGACCGAGUCCGAGACAACCGAGUCCGAGUCUGAUAUCGAGUCCGAGACCGAAUUUGAGAGCGAGUCUGAUACCGCCCCCGCAACUGAGCCUGAGACCGAACCCGAGGACGAGCGCGGCCCCCGAGGUGCCACCUUCAACCAGUCUCUCACCCAGCGUCUGCACGCUCUGAAGUUGCAGAGCGCCCACGCCUCCCCGAGUCGUGCGCAGCCCACCACUCAGGAGCUCGAGAGCGCAAGCGAGGGGGAGGAGCCCCAGCGCGAGCCCUUAGACCCCGAGGAAUCAGAGGAGGAGGAGGACAGACAGCCCCGCCGCUGCAAGACCAGGAGGCCCGCCCGCCGCCGCCGCGACCAGUCCCCGGAAUCCCCUCCCAGAAAGGGGCCCAUCCCCAUCCGGCGUCACUAAUGGGUGACUCCGUCCAGAUU
Peromyscus leucopus (white-footed mouse) is the source of this 1092-nucleotide messenger RNA. RefSeq names its product neuroendocrine secretory protein 55-like. The transcript has 2 exons. Gene Ontology annotation, biological process: response to parathyroid hormone. NCBI's taxonomy places the organism in Eukaryota, Metazoa, Chordata, Mammalia, Rodentia, Cricetidae. Bases 272 to 1072 code for a protein of 266 amino acids. The record is from RefSeq and is a predicted model, not a curated record.